Molecule: messenger RNA, 2178 nt
Organism: Rotaria sp. Silwood2
Lineage: Eukaryota; Metazoa; Rotifera; Eurotatoria; Philodinida; Philodinidae
Source: the annotation of a GenBank genome assembly
AUGCAGAAACUACCACAGCAAUCAGAACAACAACAACUAGGUGAAGAAGGCAAGAAUGAACACAUAAAAAGUAAACCAAAAAAACAAAUAGAACUCAUUGUACACUAUCGGUAUGAAAGCGGACCAUUAAAAACAUUCAGUCGUGAAUUCCGCAAAAUUUGGAAAAAACAUUUUUGCUAUGANCAUAAAUGGGAUCGCCGGAGCUAUCAUCUUAAUUUAUAUUGGGAUAUUCUUCCAUCAUCACCUAUUAUUGAAGUUUCUAUCAAAUUAACACCGGAACAAUUGGCUUUACUUUCUCGUGGCCCAAAAUAUGUACCACCAUGUCAAAGUCGAUUUUAUAAGAAGGAAGCAAAGGACAAAAUUAUUCAAGAAGAAUAUAAAAAUAUUAUUACUAAAGUAACGGAAUUUAUUCGACAACAUACUUAUUGUGUAUCAGAAAAACGUAUCAACGAAUUUUCUACUGAUCUUAAAAAUCUUAUUCAACGUCUUUAUACAAAAAAAUUAUCACGAAAAUUAUCAGUACGUGCUAAACGUGAACAUAAAUUAAUUACUAGUAUUCGUCGUUAUUUACAUAAAUAUCGACAAGUUAUUUUACGGCGUACGGAUAAAAGUAAAGUAUUUCAUCUAGGUGAUGCCAAUGAUUAUCAACGAAAAGUUCUUGAAUAUAUGCAAGAAACAGAAGCCUAUGAAGAAAUUACAUCUGGCAUUUCACCAUUAGCAGCCAAUUUACAACAAGUUAUUUCAUUACUUAAUCUUCUUUACCAUGCAGAAAAACCUUUGAUUUCUAAAAAGCAAUAUGAAGCAAUGUAUCCAAAAGAAAAUACAAUUGAAUUAGGUCACCUCUAUUUUCUACCAAAACCACAUAAAAUUGGUACACCACUACGACCAAUUGUAGCAGCAAUUCAUGCACCAGCUAUAUUAGUGUCAAAAUAUCUUGAUAAUUUACUUCGUCCUAUUUUCAAUCGUAUUGCACGAAAAACAAUCUAUAUCGAUAGUAUAGAUCUUGUGAAACACUUAGAAAAAUAUCAAAAAGAAGGUCAUUUAUUGUCAACAACAAAAUUUAUUACAGUUGAUGUAAAAAAUCUUUACACUAUGAUACCAAGAGGUGGUGCAUUGGAUGCCUUACAUCGGUUUUGUACGAAACAUGCAACUGAAAAAAAAAUUGGCAAUUUAACUGUAAAUACCAUUAUUCGAUUAGCAUGUCUUGUCUUAGAUACCAAUUGUUUCGUUUUUGACAAUAAAUAUUAUAAACAAAUUCGUGGUGGUGCCAUGGGUUCACCUUUUACAAUGACAUUAGCUAAUAUAUAUAUGUAUGAAUGGGAACAAUCCUUGAUUCAACAUCAACAGGAAAGAAAUGAACUCUACGGCCGAUAUAUUGAUGAUAUUUUUAUGACUUCAAAUGAACCUGUUGAAACCAUUACAGCAUUACUUGAUAGGGAAAAUGAAAAAGAUCCAAAUAUUCGUAUUAGUUAUAAUAUUCAUGACUCUGUGGAAUUUCUUGAUGUUUUUAUUGAAAAUAUUCAAGGACAAUUAAAAACAUCUGUUUUUCGUAAACCAGCUGCUGAACCAUAUAUACUUCCAUAUACAUCUGAUCAUCCACUGCAUAUUCAUUCCAAUACAAUUCAAACAGCCUUACUUCGUGGUGUUCGUCUUUGUUCAGACAUUGAAACAUUCGAUCAAGAACGAUUAAACAUUGAAAUAGCAUUACUUCUAAAUGGAUAUCCACCAAAAUUUAUCAGUCAUCAUUUUAAACAAUUCUUUAAAAAUUAUAAUGCUUCGUCUAUCUAUCAAGAUUUACAUGCAGAAAUGUAUCAACAACUCCAUCUUCAAUUACUUAAUGAAUCCAUAACUACCGAUCAAGUACCACAGCAAUUAGAACAACAACAGCUGGGCCAAGAAAUUAACAACGGAUGCAUAAAAACUAAACCAAAAAAACAAAUAGAACUUAUUAUACAUUAUCGAUAUGAAAGUGGACCAUUAAAAAAAUUCAGUCGUGAAUUCCGAAAACUUUGGGAAAAACAUUUUUGCUACGAAAAUUCAUCGUUAAACAAUAUUCGAUUGAUACUUGGUACUCGAUCAAACAAGACAUUGGAAACUUUACUAGUUAAUAAAAAACCAGGCCGUACUCUAUUACGAAAUAUAGACCCCAACAUUAGCACAACAACAAUGGAAACAUGA